Molecule: messenger RNA, 7788 nt
Organism: Schistosoma rodhaini
Lineage: Eukaryota; Metazoa; Platyhelminthes; Trematoda; Strigeidida; Schistosomatidae
Source: the annotation of a GenBank genome assembly
AAUAAUAAUAAUAAUAAUAAUAUCGAAACUAUUCAUAGAAAGUGGUGUGAGAUAAAAAAAUAUUUAUUUCUGUUUCCCUUCCCUUAAUACUUAUUUAUUCAUUUUUUACUACUUAUCAUUGUUUUUUAUCAUCAUAGUAUGACGGAGUGAGCAAAACAAACAGAAAUUCAAAACAUCAUUAUAAAUCAAAGAUUUCACUUCAGAUAGUUGAACGUAAAGCAGAACUAGCUAUUUCUGAACAAUAUUCACUGAUGUCUUGUUCUUCGUCCUAUUCUCAUCCUAAACCUCUGAUAAAUCCUACGAAACAAAUUAUGAAAACCUCACCGAAAACUGUUCAACCGUCAAAUCAUCAACCAUCUUUAUCAAAUCAAUCAUUGAAUGCACAUAAUAUUGAAUCGUUAGCUAGUACAAGUACAGGCAGUGCAGGAGGAGUGAAGAGUAUUGAAUGUGGUGCAAGUAUAACAACAACUAGUUUGAUAAGUGGAUCUUUAUUUGAUCAUAGAGAUAGUAAGCAUACAUUGAACUCAACAAUAACAACUUCAACAAACAAAUUGCCACAUCAAUCAACCAGUGUUCAUGUAUCACCUUCAAUGACUGGAGUUAUUGUUGAACCGAAGCAUCAAAGGUCUGAUAAUGUUCACAAACAAUCAAACGAUUUGAAUAAUGCUACAACACAAAAUAAUCAAAAAGGUAGUCAAACUAUUAUUAGACAGACUAGUAAUGGUUCAAGGUUAUCUAGACGCGGGGUGGCAUGUGCUGGAUUUCCAGCUUUUUCUUGGUGCAGUGGUCUACAACGUGUAACUGCUGGAUGUGCAUUAUUGGGCCGUGGACAUCAUAAUCUGCAAGGAAGUAGUAAAAACUCUAGCCAACAAAAAUUAACUGGAAAUACGAAAUCUCAAAGGUCCGUCCAAUCUAACGAAUUUACAAAUCUUGGUACUAGACCUACACCACCUCCCAAACCUGGUCCACUUAUUGUGGAAGUAUUUCUCACUAGAGGGACAAAAAGUGGUUUAGGAUUCAGUAUAACUGGUGGUAUUGGAAAUGAAACAAUCAAUGGUGACUCAGGAAUAUUUGUAACUAAGCUUACUCCUGGCGGUGUUGCAGAGACAGAUGGUCGAAUUCGUAUUGGUGAUAGAAUUGUUCAAGUAAAUGAUGUACCACUAAUUAAUGUAACUCAUGAACAAGCUGUCCGUGUUUUGAAACAAGCUGGUGAUCAGGUUCGACUUAUUCUAGUGAAACAUGUAAAUAAUUAUUCAUCACGUCAAACUUCGUCAACAGAAAUAAAGACUGAAUCAAGUGCAAUUAAUGAUCAAGAUGGAAUUAUAUGUAACAAUGAUUUCAGUGAUAAAAAUAGUUGUGAGGAUAAUGACGUUGGACCUACAUGUUAUGCUAAAUCACGUUCAUCAUCAGUAUCUUUAUCGUCAAUUCGUCGAUCAGCUUCUUCUUCUCCUUCCAUUUCAUCUCAUACAUCUCCACUUUCAGAACCAUCUGUACAUAGUUCUUAUCAUGAUGAAUCAUCAUCCGGUCAUCCAGUGGAGUCUGAUAUAAGUAAACAACAAGAACAAAAUAAAUAUCAACAAUCAUCUUCUGUACUUUCACAAUCAAAACAAGAUCGUAAUUUAUGUCAUAACGAUCAAAAUCAUACUCAUCUUCGCCGUCAAUCUGGGACUACAAAAAAAGUUCAUUCAUCAUCUGUAAUACCUAAUGAACGAUAUCGUUCUUCACCAGAUUUAUCAAAUGAAAAGUACCAUAAAUCACAACUUACUAAAACCGUCACAACAACAAAUAAUCCAUGCUUUGGUUCAACUGGUCAAGAAUUACUAGAAAAUAGAAUGGUUGGUAUAAUUGAUUAUGCAGCAGCUGCUUCAGUGUCCAACUUACUUAAUGAAUGGCCAAAUGCUCGUUUAGUUACAUUGUAUCGAAGUGGUCGUAAACGAAUUAAUUCUAUGAGUCGAAAUCAAACGGAUAAUUCUGAUAUAAUUCAACGUGGUUAUUCAUCAAAUAGUGGAAGAAACCUUGGUUUAAAUAUUGUUGGUGGUGAUGGUUCAGAAGCAACAUUUAUUUCUCAUAUACAACCUGAUAAACCGGCUGGUUUAUCAAAAAGGAUAUUGGUUGGUGAUCGAUUGUUAACAGUUAAUGGCAUAGAUGUCGCUAAGUAUGGGCAUGAGAAAGCGGCUGCAGCUUUACGAGAUGCGCGUGAUCGUGUUGAUCUUCUUCUAGUCUAUAGUCCUGAAGAAUAUGCUAGUUUUGAGCAACAUUUCAGUCGUCAGCUUAAAGCAGUUGGUCACAAAUUAUCUUAUAAAUGCUUACAUUCACUGAAAGCUAAAACUGCCAAUAGAACAGGGAUAGACGGUAAAGAUAAAGAAUCACCAAUCACCAGUUAUCAAGAUAAAAAGCAAUCUGAAGUGAGGAAAGAUAAACUGAAACAAAAAGACAUAGAACAUAUUGACAAAAAACGGCAGAAACAUCGUCAACAGAAGCAAAAACGUCAACUUACGAAUGAAGCACCUGGUGAAGAAGGAACACAUGAAGAGAGUGACGCUAAUGAAUUGAAUAAAUAUUCUGAUGUACUGUUAUUACGCUGUCAAGUUGAUUAUGACCCAAUGAAAGAAAAUCAUCAAACUAUACCUAAAAAAGUAUUCACUCUAAAAUCAGGUGAUUUGGUUCAUGUUAUUAAUACAGUUGAUCCUGAAUGGUGGCAGGCUCGGAGAUUCGACCCAGAAAUCAAUGAACCAACUGGUCCAAUUGGUCUAAUUCCUAGUCGUUUACGCUUAGAAAGAAAAGAACGUACCAGGACACGUCAUGUAAAUUUUAUGGCUAGAAACAGUCGAUCUGUUGACACACCAUCAAUCAAAUCAAAUGAUCCUUAUGACAGACGAAGAAAAAAAGAGAAACAAUCAUUGAAAUCAUCUAACUCAACUCAUUCUUUGGUGGAAACUGUUAAUCAAUGUAAAAAUUUUUACUAUUCAAAAAACAAUACAAUGAACAAUAACUGUCCACGUAGUUCAAGAACUAAAAACCGCAGUGAAUCUUCCCGUCGUCGUCAUCGCGACCACCAACAUCAUACAUUAUCUUACAUAGCUGUUACUCCGGUCCAUUUAAGUUUUGCUAGACCUGUUGUUAUACUAGGCUACAUGAAGGAUAGGAUUGCUGAUGAAUUAUUAUGUGAAUUUCCUGAUCUCUUUGGAACCGCUAUCCCAUGUAAGUAGUUGUUUUUAAAAACAAUUAAAUCUAAUGUUUAUUUUAGGUAUGUUUACUUAGAGGUUAUUUAUGAGUUUUGAUAACGUCAGUUUAUUUAGAGAACAUUUGGAGUUGCUAAUACUUUGUAUAAGAGAUGUGUUUAGUUGGCUACAAGUAAAAGUAUCUAUUCAUAGUCACAAUUAGUUGUACAACAAAAAAGAGAUUUGAUUAAGUUUAUCCGUGUAUUAAAUUUAAGCGAGAGAAAAUAGAGGCAGAAUAGCCUCUCUAGAUAUUCUACUUGAAAACAAAUUAGAUGGGUCACUAAAAAGAAAACUGAACAAGAGAAGUACUUGGGCCCUCCAAUACACGAAUUUUCUUAGUGUUUUUUUCUCUACAACAUAAAAGAGAACCAGUUAAGACACUUCAAUAUAGAAUCAGGUCAAUAUGCUUUCCAGAUGGUGAAGAAACAAAUGCAGUGCGUAAUUCCUCCAAAAUUUGUGCGUAACCUGAGAAAUUUAUAAAUAAAGAUUUAUUCAAGAAAGUAGAGAAAAGUGAAGUGCUGACGGUGAACAGUCUAUACUGCUACAAUUGAGAGUUCAAACAACCAGCGAAAAUGCUUAUGCUAAAGUUGGGCAGGACAAAUAAAAAAACUUUUGAUGCUGAAUAAAUACAUUUAAUGUUUUUACGCUCUCGAUGAUUGCUCCUAGAAUACUCACCACUUUUGAGAUUAUUACUUUACAACGAUAACUGUAGGACCUGAGGAGAAUUUAUUGGAAAGAAUAUUCUUCAUUCAUGCGUGUUUUUAAAAAGGUUAUCAUUGUAUUUUGUUUUUGCUGUCAAGUUUUUAAUUCCCAUUGUUGACUCCAAUAUAAUCCGGCGAUAUUAUUGCUAACGGAAUAUAUAAUCUAUUUAAAUUGAUAUAUCAUCCGUCGACUAAUCACGUGAAUACUCAAUAAAAACUAAAAUGCGAAUACGUUGCAUAUUUGGAUUUCAGACAUCAAUAAGCGUAGGCAAACUGAACAAGUGAAUAUGGAUAAAUGGAGAGUUAUAAUUGCAUUCAAUAUAAUCAGUUGAUUUAGCAGUAAACGUCAAACAUUAGCAUGUACCUAUCUGCCAUGUUUAUUCACCAUACGAACGUAAAUUUGAUUACAUACUCAUAACUAAAGUGAUUUAAGGUUACAAUAGGUUACUACUAUUUUAAUGGGUGUUAUUACCCAUAUUGUUUCAAAUGUCUCUGAUCCAGCCACUGAUUUGAUUCUAAUCAAAUGUCUUUUCUAUUUAUAACUACCAUCGUUUUUAUUAUCGAUAUCAAGUGUAAAUCAUUGUCAGUUUUGUGAUGAUUAUCAGUUUUUACAUGGUCUAUGUGAUUAUUCAUGUCAUAAAUUCUAUUAGCUAUUUGAAUUUUCAUCUAAGGUUAAAUUGUGAUUUUGAAGAGUUUUUACAUCUACUGUUCACAUUGAUUUACACAUAUUUCGAAAGAAAAACGGAAUUAGUGAAAUUGGGACUUACAUCUAUUACUGUUUAUUGAGAAUUUCACUGUUAAACUAGGUUGUCAUGUUUUCCGUUUUAACUUUCUUUUUAACUGUCUUUUUGAUCCGUUUACAUUGAAGACAUGUCAGAAAGCACCAUUUCAAAGUUGUUCAUAUGAUAUUAUUAUUUCAUACAAUUUGAAGUUGAUGACUGGUAUUUAGCAAAGAUUAGCGUCAACUGAUGGGGAUGAGUGUAUAACUCAGAAAAAAAUCACAUUGAUAAAGGGAAUCACUUAUUUAUUUGAAUUGGCUAUUGUUAUUCAUUGUUUUAAAAUCUCAAUACUUGCUAUAAAUUGUUUACAACUAAAAGGUGACAAUCUAUUUUUUAGCUUUAUAUUCAGUAAUACGUAAAUCCGCUGUACGUUAUAUGGUUAAUUAACCUAUAGAUUAAAGUGAAAUCAGAUAUUGAAAACCUUUGGAUUAGACUCUAACAUACUCAUGAAUAGAAGUUGUUUGUGAAGAUCAGUUCAAUCUGAAGGUGAUUUUCGUCACUAAUUAUAAAUGUCUGUUGAAAAGUAUGAAGCAAUAGAGAAGAGGUGUGUCGUCCUGCUUCAUGACUCCUUGGUAAUGUGUCUGUUCUGACUAUGAAUUUUAUGUUUGUCUCCUUCAGACAUAACUGCAACCUUAAAAUAAUAAUAUCACAUUUACUGCAUAAAAUAUUGUCAGUUAAAUACACACACCUUCUUUACCAACUCAUAAUAUCUUUUUUAUAGAUAAAUCAAUAUUUAUAAAUUUUAUUGUUUUCUAUUCUUUUAAAGAUACAACUCGACCACGUCGAUCAAAUGAAGUUGAAGGUCGUGACUAUCAUUUUGUAAUCAGUCGAGAAAUAAUGGUUGCUGAUAUAGCUGCUCAUAAAUAUCUUGAAGCUGGUGAAUACAAUGGAAAUUUAUAUGGAACCCAUUUAGAUUCUGUAUUUGAAGUGUCUGAAUUAGGAUUGCAUUGCUUAUUGGAUGUUGGUGGGCCAGCAUUAAAACGUUUAGAAUCGGCUGGACUACCACCAAUCGCUAUUCUUGUGCUACCUGAGACAAUGCCAACUGAUGAAAAUGAUAAAAAUGAUGAUGUCUACGACGGCAAUGAUGAUGAUGGAUGUUCUCCGCUUUUAAAUGAACAAAGAAAGCAAAAAAAACUUAAACUUAAAAAGUGCUCUUCUGUUGAAUCUGCAGCUUUUAAAAGUUUACAAAGUAAACUUGGUCGUUUGCUAGAGCAUUUUACUUCCUUUUUGACAGCAAUUAUCACAACAGACGAUUAUGAAACAGCUUAUAAUCGUGUUAAGGAAAUCAUAUUCACUAAUACUGGACCUAUUGUAUGGUUGAAUUCACCUCAACCAAUACCAUGACAACAAUAAUAGCAAUCAUCAAAAAAAACCUACAAAUCAAUCAAUUUCAUUUUAUAGCCUUAUCAUUAAUGUUGUCAUGAAUGUUCAUGUGUAUAUAUUAUUUCUAUCUUAUUCAAAUACUCAGUAAUCAAAUAUAUUAUUUUCAGCGAUCUUCCAUGUUGUUAAGCAUUUAUUUUAAUAAAAUAAACUAUUACAAAUAGAAAUAUCUAAUGUUUGAUAUUAUAGUGUAAUCAUGACAACAAUAUGUCUAUAUUUACCCUCUGGACUAUAUGUGCAUAUGCAUACAGAUUCGUAUUAUAGUUACAUUUCAUUUUAUGAUUUAUCUUUAUCUAAUUCAAAUAUUUAUCUUUUAAUUUUUCUUUAAUAGUUAUUUUUAAUUUAUUAUCAUUAUUAACAAUAGAUUAAAACAAAACAUUCAAUGUUCAUUACCUCAACCAAACUCGUAAUUGAUGGAAUCUAUUUUUAUAAUAUGUGAUAUCAGUAAUUUUAAUCUUUAAUUAAAUGUAAUUUCAUGAUUAAUCACUUUUCUUUUCUUUUUUUAAAAAAGAAAAACCGUCUUUGUUGUUUGUUGAAAAUAUUAGCUUAUGUAUGUUAUUACGUAAUAAUUUAUUACAUAAUCCAUAUAUAUUACAAUAUUAUGAUGGAAUAUAUCAAAAGGGAUAUGAAUAAUUUGUUUUAGACAAUAUUAGCCGAUAUAUAUAUGUAUUCUGCUAUAUGAUGUUUACCUUCAUGUAUUGAAUUAUCUAACAGAUAUGAGUAUUUUUUAGAGAUUUGAGUCAUUUUUGGAUAGAUUUUCAGUAUUAAGGCAUAUAUUUAUAACAUUAAUCAAACCUUUUACAACUAUUAACCAUCAUGUUAAUUUAUUUUCAACAGGAUUGUUAUCAACCUCUAUUUCUUUUUUUGUUUUGUAUUGAAAUCAUCUUUUUUUUUCUAAAAAUUAGGUGUACAGAAAUCAAUAAAUAAAUAUAUGUGUGUAUGUGUGCAUAUAUGUUUGUAUCUUUACUCUCUCUCUCUCUCUCUGUGUCUGUGUUGAAAAAAAAACAUAUUUGUUCAUUACUACUAACAGGUUUUUCAUAUAAAAUUUGAUAGAAAAUAAAUAAAUCUUUUAAAGAAUAAUAUUAAUAAUAAUAAUAAUAAAUCUCAUUAUUCACUUCAUAUUCAUCAUUUCUCAUUUUAGUUUUUAAUUAAUAUUAUGAUAAUCAUCUUUUGUUUGGUUACUUUCUGUUGUUAGUAGUCUGUGUGUAAAUAUAUAUACAUAUGUUUCAUGUCAAAGAAACACAUACAUCAUACUUGUGUGACUGCUUCGUUUCGCCUUUGUUUCACUUUUCUUUUACAAUGAGUAGAUUAAUUAAAAUAGUGAUGGUACUGCUGUUCCAAUAUAAUUGUUAUUGUUUAUAAAAAAAACAAUCUAAUAUAAUCCUUUUUCAUUAUUCUGUUUAUUGUACCAGCUGAUAUUCACUAUCUUGUUAUUUUUAUUGACUUGAUCGACUAUUGUGGAUAAUAUUUGUUCGAAUAAUUUGUGAAGACUAAUUCAAUUUACAAAUGAUUUUUGUCACAUAUUGAUAUUCACCGAAGAACCAUUGAAAACGAAACAGUUCUCAUAUACUCACCAGUGACUGAGUUUCAGAGUACAAAUCGGAAGUCAUAACUGAGGUAGUUAUUCACUAACAGUUAGUUGUUGAGCUGUAUUACUAGUCAAUUAUAAUCAGAAACGUGAGCUGUCGAGUUUGAACUCAAUAGUUC